Molecule: messenger RNA, 4059 nt
Organism: Opisthorchis viverrini
Lineage: Eukaryota; Metazoa; Platyhelminthes; Trematoda; Opisthorchiida; Opisthorchiidae
Exons: 11
Coding region: 57-2936 (959 amino acids)
Biological process (GO): regulation of axonogenesis; regulation of MAPK cascade; intracellular signal transduction
Cellular component (GO): cytoplasm
Molecular function (GO): protein serine/threonine kinase activity; ATP binding
Source: RefSeq, a predicted model, not a curated record
CGGGAAGGUUACAAUGACGAUUACUCUGGGCGAGCGAUGGAUUUAUUUAUGUUGAAAUGGAUGAAUCAGUUGAUUUUGCGAAACUUAGCCAUGUUAAACACCAAGAGGGGCCACCUCCCUUACCUGCACACGGCGUGUCACCGGAUAUAAGUCUGGAUAAUUCUGGAGCUGUACUCAUGGCGGGCACUAAUGUGAAUAAUCUUUCACCACCGUCGGCUACCUUUUUACUGAGUGAUUCCAAUAUUUCUGAUUUCGCACCGGCGCCACCAGUUCGGUCGUCAAGCACGCUUCGCAAGAAAGAUGGCCUGGUUUUGCCACCAUCGAAACCCUUACCAACUCUGCCCGGUAAAGAGGAGAAAAAGAAGAAGAAACGAGGUAAUCUAUCGCGUUUACUCAAAUUCAGUCGUCCGGAAAAGAAACAUGAACCCCAGAUUUCAGGACCCACCGGUGUUACACACGAUCUUCACGUGGUAUUCGAUCGCGAUACGCGGCAAAUAAAGGGUCUUCCCGAGGCAUGGCGCCUGUUGCUCAUGUCGUCGAAUAUAUCGGAAAAGGAACAGCAGCAAAACUCCGAGAUACUCCUUGAGGUUCUUCACUGUUUCGAUGAGACAGCUAAACACAAGGACAAAUACAUGACCAACAUCUCCAAUGUGACCAAUUCGUUCGGAUCCCUUGAGUCCAUGAACACCGCCUCUCGGUCAUUUUCCAUGUCAUCACAAAGUGCCAAUAUCACCGCUCAUUCUGAUGCCGGCUCACUCCGAUCGUCUCAUCAUUCUCACCAUUUUUCCCAUCUUCCUGCCUCCGGUCUGGAGUCUAGCAAUGGCAUGUUCACUGUUGGGGAUAGUGUCAUCACAUCCACCGCUGGCAUGCCACGCUCCGCUGCCGGCAGCAGCAGCAGUGGCCGUGGAAGCAGUUGUACCACUAACAGCGGUCCGGGCGCAAACGUACCAGAACUACAUGGGUCCAGCGUGGCCAGUCUCUUGGAACUCAGUUCGAAACGUCAUGACAGUUUUGACCGUCCGAUCGGUCCGGGUAGGCGGACGAGUGAGAAUGGCGUAGUGUACACCACCAUCUCUAGCCCUGACCCGUACGCUCCUGGAGGUUGGGCCCAUGCCUCAACUAUCCCGGAAGUAUCAUCUUCCGUAGAUACUCCGUACCCUAUCCCAGACGGUACGGAGAUGCCGCAACACCUGGAUUCCGGUUCCGUAGCCUCCACAAACACCGGGACCUUAACCAGUGGUCAGAUCUCAGUCCAGCCUGCUCAACUAGAUGGAUUUGGUACUGGAUCUUCUCGUGCUCCACCUCGGACCUCUGGUACGAGCUCUGAUGAACGAAGCAGUGGUCGAAGCAGCGGAUGCUCCCUAUCCUGUUCCGGUACGAGUGGAAAUCUAAGUGGUAGUGCCGUUGCCUCUGGUGUUCCCAGUUGCGCGAGUAUCUUGUCUGACCAGAUCACCGGCGAAAGCAGACCACAGAGUGCAACCGAUUUGUCCGCCUCCCAUCCUGUGGUGUUGAUGGUCCAUGGUAAAAAAGUAACCGUGCCCCCUCCCAUCCCGGGUCACGCAAAGUUUACCUCCUAUUUGUUGGAUGGCGAAGGCACGUUGAGACAAGCUUCUGGUGGUGCAGCACCAUCCGGGUCAACAACUCACCUGCUCCCGGAUUCGCUUCCCCUGGAUCAAGGGUUUUCCAGCAUGCGACUAUCCAAGAGUGAUGGGCAUCUUGCAAUGACGAAUGCUGAACCAUCCAGUGACGUCGAACUUGUGUCCCACAGCCACGAGGAUGAAUCGAAAUUGAAUAGUCCCCAACCUACCAAGGAUUCUGCAACUUCCACGUUGAAGAAUUCAGCAGCUCCCAGCUACGUCCCACCUGUCACUCCUCAUGCAACUGUUCGCUUGAUGGACCCGUGGUUCGAACCCAACCUCGACCCCUCCUGUCUGGGCUUGGGUAACCUGACACCCCUCAUGCCGAAAUGGUGUAGGUGCCAUACGAGUAUUAGUAUUACUAUUAUUAUUAUUACUGUUAUCGUCUUAAAAUGUCUCAAACUUACUGUUACUCUUUGUCAUUCUCUCCGCGGUUUUCACAGUGCAUCCGGUAUCGUCUAUAGUGGCUACGAGAUCGGCACGAAAAAGUUGGUUGCAAUCAAGCAGAUGAAUCUGGCUCAGCAACCCAAGAAGGAACUGAUCGUCAACGAGAUUCUCGUGAUGAAAAGCAAUCGACAAGCCAAUAUCGUUAACUAUUUGGAUAGCUACCUGGUCUCAACAGCAGUCAGUCGUCAGCCAACUACAAACGGGGAUAAUCCUUCUUCUGCUAGUGGGACCGGCGAAGAAUUGUGGGUUGUCAUGGAAUAUUUGGAUGGUGGGUCGUUGACAGACGUUGUCAUGGAAACCUGUAUGGAGGAAGGCCACAUUGCAGCAAUUUGUAAAGAGAUUCUUUUGGCACUGGAGUUUCUGCAUGCCAAUCGUGUGAUCCACCGCGAUAUAAAAUCCGACAACAUCCUUCUCGGCAUGGACGGUUCUGUGAAGCUGACCGACUUCGGGUUUUGUGCACAACUCAGUGCGGAUGCGACCAAACGGUCUACCAUGGUUGGUACACCCUACUGGAUGGCCCCCGAGGUGGUAUCACGCAAACAGUAUGGUCCCAAAGUCGAUAUUUGGUCUCUCGGCAUCAUGGCGAUCGAGAUGUUGGACGGAGAACCACCCUACCUGAACGAAAAUCCACUCAGAGCCCUCUAUUUGAUUGCCACCAACGGAAAGCCUGAGAUCAAAGAGCGAGACCGUCUAUCACCGGUGUUUCUGGACUUUUUGGACCGUUGUCUUGAGGUGGAUGUGGAUCAGCGUGCAACCGCCAGUGAACUUUUGAAGCAUCCCUUCAUCGCUCACUGUGCCGAGCCUCUCUCCUCUCUGGUCCCGCUAAUCCAACUGGCUCGAGAGCAGAAGUAGCCGACGGUGUUGUUCCAUACCCGGGUCUGUAGCUGUUUUUCUUUGUCAUUUGUGAAUAGGCAUUACUGCGGCCCCAUUACCGUCCGUCGCGCAUCUAUUCACCGUUCCGCUCCUUUCCAUUCAAAGCGCCCACUCACCCACACAACCGAUCGGACGCACUUGUUCCUUCUUUUGGCACAUGUCUCCCUUUGCUUUCCAUCGUCGUUCGAGGUGGUACGCAACUCGCUCCGUAAUCCGAUCCACUGUCUCUAAUUUCCAUUCCUUUUGAAUUAUCAGUUCCCGCCCCCCCUCCCACACACACAGGUGCAUGCUUGCACAUUUUCGCUGUCAGUGCCCUGUUCCUCGAACUGUAUAGAAUAUCAUAACUUGACAUUUUUUGUUAUUCGAGAGAGUGUGUGGACAGGUUAAUCGCUGUUGCAUUUCUGCUUUUGUUACCUAUCCGUCUUUGCUGCCGCCGCCAUCGCUUCUAUUGCCAACCUCAUCAUCGAUUGUCUCCAUCUAGGUCUCAAUAUCUCCCCCAUGUCGCGCAUAUUUUCUCCGCUUUCUGUGCACCGCUUGCAGUUCCACAGAAUCCUCACUGGGUCGGUCAACCUCUGUUCUAGGUCACGCAAAGGACUACCCAUCUAAAUAUAUAUAUAUACAUACAUUUAUAUGGUCAGAAAGGAUGACCCUUCUCCCAUCCACCCAUUGACGCCAGUCACAUCGGGUUUUGAUACGGUUCAUUUCUCCACACAUUAUUUUUCACCCGUCUCCCCCCCCCCCCCCCAAACACACACACACACUGUGGCUAUUCUAUUGCUUUGGAUCACUUGUCCUUUUGUUUACACUCCUCUCUCUCUCCCUAUCUCUCUUUACGAAUUGAUCACAUUUUAUUGUCUUUUUUAUCAAUUCUCUUUGCCGAAUCAUGCGGUUUUCUCUCCCUCUCUCUUAUACCGACCGCUGUUUUGGGUACACCGAUGACAACAACAACAACACAGCGUGGUCCAAAUCACCAUUGCUAUUAGCAUUUUUCUAUUGCUUACUCUAAACAUCCAUAUGCUCUCGUUUUUUCCAUAGUUUGCUCGCUCUCUGUUGGUCAAGAUGAUGAGGCUGAUGAGGAUGUCAACAAUAUCCAAAUUUCCAC